AUGGAUGAUGGCAAGAAAGGCGAAGUCGACAUGAUCGAGAAUCGAAAGGAUGAUCCUGCAAUCGUCCCCCAAAAUUCUGGACUCAUAGAGGAGGAAGGCGCCGGUGUUCCCGCAGGUUAUUGGUACUCUCCAAGGUUCAUCGGUUCCACGGUCGCCAUUAUCCUCCUUGCCAACAACCUGUUUAUUGGCUACGCGAUGCCUACAAAUGUCCUCAAUGUCAUCAAUGCGGAUUUAGGUAUGGACCAUCAAAUUUUCAGAACGCUUUCUACAAAGUUAACGCAUGUUGUUUCAGGCCCCGACUCCAGCAUCUACCUUGCCUCGCUCAUCAACACUCUCAUCAAAGGCGUGUUCCUCCUCCUUGUGGGCAGUAUUAGCGAUGUUCUGGGUCGACGAUACUUUAUCGUCGCCGGCCAAGCCCUCGGACUGAUCGGUGCGAUUAUCGCAGCAACGGCGAAGAACAUCAAUACAUUGAUUGGUGCCAAUGUUUUCAUCGGCUUGGGCGGCGCCACGCAAGUGCUGUAUCCGCUACUGAUUAUGGAGAUCGUGCCCAACAAACACCGUGGUACGGCGCAGUCUCUCAUCACCCUCUCCGCCUUCCCUUCGAUGGGCUUAGGUCCCGGGUUUGCGCGGAUGAUGGUCCAAUACACAGCGCUUGGAUGGAGAUGGGUAUAUUGGCUUAAUGCUAUUACCGUCGGCACUUCACUUGUUCUGUUUCUUGUCUGCUAUUUCCCUCCUGACUUUGAGCAGCUGAGCCAAGGCACGAGUAAGAAAGAACAGCUAAAGAACAUUGACUUCGUUGGCUUUCUGCUCUACGGGGGAGGUCUCGUGUGUCUCCUACUUGCACUCACCUGGGGCGGUCGUCAAUACGCGUGGGGCUCCGCUCAGGUCGUUGCCACUCUUGUCAUUGGAAUUGUGGUAUUAGUCUCGUUCGUUCUAUAUGAGAUAUACAUGGCGCCGCGAGCCCCGCUGGUUCCCAUGAAUCUGUUCAAAAUCACCAACUACAACGUCGCUGUCAUUGUGGGAUCUGUUGGCCAAAUGUCUUUCUAUGCGCUGAAUGUGAUAUGGCCGCAGCAAGUCACCAACCUCUACACCACAGAUAAUAUCAAGAUUGGUUGGAUGUCGUGCACAACGGGGGCUGCACUCGCCUUCGGCGAAGUUCUCACCGGCCCGCUCUGCAAGAAGGGCAUGCAUGUCAAGCUGCAAAUGUUCCUUUCAAUGACCGGGCUGUGCAUCUUUUGUGGCAUCAUGUCUCUUGGCAACGAGUCUCGACAAGCUCUCAGCGUUGCGAUGACUGUGGUCAUUGGACUUUUCGUGGGUUGGAUUGAACUCAUAUGCAUCGUGGUGGCCAGUCUUGUUAUUCCACCGGAGCACAUCGGUUCUGGCACAGCCUUUUUCGCAUCCUUCCGAGCCGUCACCGGCACAAUUGCGAGAGGAUAUGUUUCUGACGCUGCUACGGACGCUGGUUUUGCGGUGGAUGGCAUUCCCGAACUCUUGAAGGUGAUCGCGAAGAGCACCACAGCUCGAGCCAUUGGGUCUGUUCCCGGAAUGACAGAGAGCAUCAGCCAAGCUGUCACUGCCGCAAUCAAGCGCGCCUACGCACAGUCAUACUCUACUGUGUAUCUUAGUAGUCUCGCAUUUGGCGGUGUUGCUCUGGCUUCUUGCUUCUUCGCUACUCACGACAUGGAGGAAUACUUUACAUCAUUCCUGAAUAAGACUGUGGAUGCGCCGCACCUUCAGAAUGUGAGCAAGGAUUCGAAGCAAGAAGAUGCGGAAAACUAG
Clonostachys solani is the source of this 1779-nucleotide messenger RNA. The record is from the annotation of a GenBank genome assembly. Lineage: Eukaryota; Fungi; Ascomycota; Sordariomycetes; Hypocreales; Bionectriaceae.